Salvelinus fontinalis (brook trout) is the source of this 3632-nucleotide messenger RNA. RefSeq names its product tapasin-related protein-like. The transcript is spliced from 4 exons. The record is from RefSeq and is a predicted model, not a curated record. Lineage: Eukaryota; Metazoa; Chordata; Actinopteri; Salmoniformes; Salmonidae. The coding region runs from base 1495 to 2247 and encodes 250 amino acids.
UAUUUUGUCAUUGGCUUUACCCACCUAUUACGCAGUGUGUUUGGUAUGGUUUAUGCACUCUUAGCACCUUUUUUUCUAUCUAGAACUGAAAAGGAUUCUUCGUCUUUCCCCAUAGGAGAAACCUUUGAAGAACCCUUUUUGGUUCCAGUUAGAACCCUUUCCCCAGAGGGUUUUACACAGAAGCGAAAAUAGUUGUAUCUGGAACCAAAAAGGGUUCUCCUAGUUCUAUGGCAGUGUUCACAAACCUUUUUUGAGUCAAGAUCACUGCUCUGAUAAUAAAAAAAUUUAAAACAUGAAUUAAAUCGAACAUUAUCCUAAAAACUGUUCUGUAGGUGUAACAGUAUAACUUUAGUACGUCCCCUCGCCCCGGGCGCGAACCAGGGACCCUCUGCACACAUCAACAACUGACACCCACGAAGCGUCGUUACCCAUCGCUCCACAAAAGCAGAGCAAGGGGCAACGCUACAUCUAGGUUUCAGAGCAAGUGACGUAACUGAUUGAAACGCUACUAGCGCGUACCCGCUAACUAGCUAGCCAUUUCACAUCCGUUACAUAGGCAUGAUGUUUGUGCAGUAGGACUAAUAUGACUAAUAACCGUGAUCACAGCAUAUUAGCUCUAUGCCUGGCCUGCCAAUAUUGAUAUUCUUAGACCAUAUUAUAUUUCAAAACUCAAGCUUUGAUAACAAAAUAGAUCAGUUGGUGUAGCACUUGCGUAGCAUAAAUGUAAAUAAUUAGCUUUUUGUUUUACUGGACUGAUGGGGGGGUCAAAUCAUGACGUCAGUGAUUUUCAGGUCGGAAGGUCAGAGCUCAUGAAAGAUGCCCAAGUUUCCAACUUGACUUCCGAGUUAGAUGACCUUUCAAAGCGAUUUCCCCCAGUAAAAUCACGUUUUUUCCCGACUUCCCAGUUGUCUUGAACACACUGAAAUCUGACAUUUCUGAGUUCCCAGUUUUUAUGAACACGCCAUUAGUCUAAGGAGAGGCCUCCGGUGAGACUGAACAGAGAGGGGGGACACCGUCUUCCAACCAAUGGCGAAACUGGAGUAGCACCGCAUCUGCCUCAUGCACAUGUAACCGAUGUGAAAUGGCUAGCUAGUUAGCGGUGGUGCGCGCUAAUAGCCUUUCAAACGGUGACGUCACUCGCUUUGAGACCUUGAAGUAGUGGUUCCCCUUGCUCUGCAAGGGCCGCGGCUUUUGUGGAGCGAUGGGUAACGAUGCUUCGUGGGUGACUGUUGUUGAUGUGUGCAGAGGGUCCCUGGUUCGCGCCCGGGGAUGGACGUAAAGUAAAACUGUUACACACAAAUUUCUGUCGUUCCUUUGACACGAGAAUGUGAAAUAUUCCUCGAUAUUAAAAUAAACACGUGAGCUGCUAAUGAUAGUAAAAACGCAGGGCUAUCGAUACACUUGGCUACUCAUAUCAGUCUGUGUACCUCCCCUUUCCUCUAUUGCCCUUACCUUCCUCACACUCUCCCUGUGGCCUGUCUUUAUGUAGCUGUGAUGGUGCUUAUGACCCGCUCUCCAUCCGUGCGGGUCGGCCUGCAGAAAGAGACGACCCUGCACUGUCAGUUUGCUGUGGACCACAAGGUUCCUCACCUUACAGUCGAGUGGCAUCUACAGCGGCACGGAGAGCGCCGGACCAAGCUGUUCAGCUACUCCAGCAGCUCAGGUCAGACAGAGGGCAGCGGGGUGGCAGUGAAGGGCAUUGCUGGGGGGGAUGCCUCCCUGACUGUGCCCAUCACCAAGGUGAGCAGUGAGGGGAUGUACGUGUGUUCCGUCCGCGUACCCCCACUCAACGGGAGCGUGGACAUCGCGCUGCACAUCAUAGAGCGUCCUGAUGUUUCCUUGACCACAAAGGAGGAGCAGAUCCCCAGCGUAGUGUGUGAGGCUAAUGGCUUUUACCCCCUGGACGUGGAGAUUGACCUUUUCAAGGAGACCAGCAGUGGUCAACGGCCUGAGAAGCUGGGGAACGUCUUGCACUCUAGUCACCUCCAACAUCAUGACGGUACUCACUCUUUGGCAGCCUUCGUCCGGCUGCGGCCCUCCCCUCAGGACUCUGGGUGCGCAACCUAUUCCUGUAGAGUGUCACACGUCUCCCUGCAAGGUCUGUACAUCCACAAGAGCAUUAUCGGCCCAGGCUGUUGGACUUGGUUUCAUCUGACCUUGCCUGGAUUGGUAUGCCUGGUUUUAAUGAUCAUUUUCAUAGCAGUAACAAGACGACGUUUUUUUAACAAGACAGUAAGAAGACGAUAAAAGAAAGACAAAACAAGAAAGUCUCCACCUCCUUGUUCCCCCUUUGCAGCUCAGUGCUUAAUUUGGACAUUUUGGGUGUGUGAAGUACCUUUAUUGUUUGUUUAAUUGCUUGUAUUUAAUAAUUACUACACUGUUUCUGGAUUGUGUGUUUCAACAGUUCUAUACUUGCUUUGGUAUUUAUUAUUCACAUAACUUGACCUAUGAAUAAUUAUCGAUUCAUCUCAAUACAACAUUUUAUUAUGUCCUAUUUUCUAAAUAAAUUUCUUAUGUAGACUGUAGUUAUAGCGGUAAAGUCCACUGGUCAUAUUAGCCAUGUACAGUACCAGUCAAAAGUUUGGACACACCUACUCAUUCCAGGGUUUUUCUUUAUUUUUACUAUUUUCUACAUUGUAGAAUAAUAGUGAAGACAUCAAAACUAUGAAAUAACACAUAUGGAAUCAUGUAGUAACCAUAAAAGUGUUAAACAAAUCAAAAUAUAUUUGAGAUUCUUCAAAGUAGCCACCCUUUGCCUUGAUGACCGCUUUGCACACUCUUUGCAUUCAGAUUUAGAAUCUUUAAACAUCGAUGAUAGGAUUAAUUCCAUGAGUUUCAUUAAGUCAGUGUAUUUGUAUUUAUUAUGGAUCCCCCUUUGAUUUUCCCAUGAUGUCAAGCAAAGAGGCACUGAGUUUGAAGGUCGGCCUUGAAAUACAUCCACAGGUACACCUCCAAUUGACUCAAAUGAUGUCAAUUGGCCUAGCAGAAGCUUCUAAAGCCAUGACAUAAUUUUCCAAGCUGUUUAAAGGCACAGUCAACUUAGUGUAUGUAAACUUCUGACCCACUGGAAUUGUGAUAUAAUUCACUGUAAGUGAAAUAAUCUGUCUGUAAACAAUUGUUGGAAAAAUGACUUGUGUCAUGCACAAAGUACAUGUCCUAACCGACUUGCCAAAACUAUAGUUUGUUAACAAGAAAUUUGUGGAGUGGUUGACAAAUUAUUUUUAAUGACUCCAACAGUGUGUGUAAACUUCCGACUUCAACUGUAUGUUUACCUUUGAUGAUGUUAAAUGGCAUUAUGCUUAAUCUUGUUAUCCCGACUAUAACUAUUUUAUUAACAUUAUUAUUCUCUUGGCCAAAUAUUAUAUUCACAAAUGUAAAUGGGGUGGAAAAAUUCCUUAUUUUGUAGUUUUUUUUCCAUUGAACUAUUCUUCUAUUGUGUUAUUGACUGUAUGUUUGUGUCACACUGCUUUGCUUUAUCUUGGCCAGGUCGCAGUUGUAAAUGAGUACUUAUUCUUUCUUUGGGGGGGUUUGCCUGAUGUUCUAUUAUUUCAUUUUUUUCAUUGUCCCUGUAUUGAUGUGUAAUAUUAUUUUUGCAAUAAACUAAAUUUAAAAAAGAAAAUAAUAAGGCAUAA